Molecule: messenger RNA, 3418 nt
Organism: Anolis carolinensis (green anole)
Lineage: Eukaryota; Metazoa; Chordata; Lepidosauria; Squamata; Anolidae
Gene: bin2
Product: bridging integrator 2
Exons: 13
Coding region: 126-1976 (616 amino acids)
Biological process (GO): podosome assembly; plasma membrane tubulation; phagocytosis, engulfment
Cellular component (GO): podosome; cytoplasm; plasma membrane
Molecular function (GO): protein binding; phospholipid binding
Source: RefSeq, a predicted model, not a curated record
UGCCAAGCCUAGUGACAGCUGACAACCGUUCCUCAAAACUUCCUUCCACCGCAGCUUAAAAAAAGUGACAAUUAAACCACAACUUGGUGCUGAAAAGAGAAAUUGUCCAAGCAGACGCAGCAGCCAUGGCAGAAGGCAAGACCGGAGGUGCUGGGCUGUUUGCAAAGCGGGUCCAAAAGCAAUUCAGCCGAGCUCAAGAGAAGGUUUUGCAAAAACUGGGGAAAACUGUUGAAACAAAAGAUGAACAGUUUGAACAAUAUGCAUACAACUUCCAACAGCAGCAGCUUGAAGGUCACAAACUCUAUAAGGAACUGAAGGUUUUCCUCAAUGCUGUCAAAGUGAUGCAUGAAACCUCCAAAAAAUUGUCUGAAACUCUGCAAGAAAUUUACAGUGAGGAGUGGGAAGGAUAUGAAGACUUGAAAGCCAUAGUGCAGAGCAAUGACCUUUUAUGGGAAGACUAUGAAGAGAAACUGGCCGACCAGGCCGUCAGGACCAUGGAGAAUUACUUGACUCAGUUCAGUGAAAUUAAGGAAAGAAUAGCUAAGAGGGGGCGGAAAGUUGUGGAUUAUGAUAGCAGCAGGCAUCACUUGGAAGCUCUCCAGAAUGCCAAAAAGAAGGAUGAAGCUAAAACUGCAAAGGCUGAAGAGGACUUCUACAAAGCUCAAGCUGUGUUUGAGGAACUUAACAAAGAGCUACGAGAGGAGCUGCCAGUCAUUUACAACAGCCGGAUUGCAUGCUAUGUAACAAUAUUCCAGAACAUUUCCAAUCUGAGAGAUAUUUUCUACAAGGAAAUGAGCAAGCUGAACCAUGACCUAUAUGAUGUGAUGAGUAAACUGGAAAAGCAACACUCUGAUAAAGUCUUCAUUAUUAAAGGUGUACCAAGUAAUAGAGGCUCAUUGAUCAUCUCAUCUCCAGUAAGUCCAACCAGCCCUGCUUCCAUUCCUGUGGGGAACAGCAUAAGGGAGACAUUAACAUCCCCCACUGUCAAGACUCCAUACCAAAAAAGAGAAACUGUUCAAGAAACGGAGGCAGUAGCAUCAAUGUCUAGUGGUGCCAAUGAAACAGAGAACUUCACUGUAUCUUCAGUCUCAGAGUUGCAAAAUGAGCGAACUGAAGUGGCUGCAUCGGAAACUCCAACGGUCGGUAACUUCAAAGAUGACAACCAGGUCAUGAUACUGGAGACACCCAUCCAUGUUUCCCAAGACACCCCUCAGGAUGUUGAAGAAGUUGCAGUCAAUAUAGCUGGGAUGAUCUUAUCAAAGGCGCUGUUUGAGGCUGCUGGUAAAGGCCAGAGUGUUUCCAGAGACUCUGAAGCACAGCCCCUUUUGGUUGGUGCCUUUGAAGCCAGUGGUAGCCAUGCCUUGGAUGAAGCCCAGGUUGAUGAAUCAGACGUUCAAGGGGACAGUUUGAUAUCCCAUGAGAACUCAGUUUGUCCUGAAGGCAAUCCCCAAGAUUCUUCAUCUCCCACCCAAGCUGAGAAGGUUGAAGGGAAAGCACUCAAAACCACCAUUGCCGUAUUGCUGAACAGCUCCAAUACUGAAGCUGAACGAGAAACAGGGCCCAUUCAAGACCAGCAACCAAGAAUAGAAGGAGCAAGUGGUCAGGAUGUUGAAACUCAUAAGGAUGUUGAAACUGAUGGAAACAGUGAUGGAAGCAUGGAAGAAACAGAAAUUUCCCCUAAAGCCACCAAUACCCAGAUUAUCUCUAGCUUCUUCUCAAAUGAUAAAAAAGAGGAUUAUGCCAAACUGCCUCUGGGAUUCUUGUUCAAGGCUCAGGCAAUUCAAGCUUAUGCUUCGGAUGAUGAUAACCACCUUCAGUUUGGAAAAGGAGAGACCAUACUAGUGCUUUCAGAUGCCCAGGCCGAGGAAAAGGGAUUCCUGAUGGGUAUAAAGGAGAGUGACUGGAUGGCAAACCAGAAUAUGUUGCAAAAAGGCAUUUUCUCCCCCAGCACCAUCAAAUCUCCCACCUCGGCAUAAUCUCAGAAGUUGAUGCAGAAGCAGAAGGAAGAGUUCAAUAGAUACUUCUCAACAGCUCAAUAAUAAUAUGGUCGAAAUGCUGAUUUUCCAAAGUUUCUUAUUAACACUCUUCUUCCUCACUCAUAUACCCUCUUGUAAAUACACAUGAUACUAUGUAGUUUGCAGUAUUUCUGGUGUGUGCGCCUUUAGGUGUUUUGGAUGUUCCUUAUACUAGAAGACAGCAUCAACACAUUAUCCAAAUUCAGCCUGUCUUUAGUAUCAAGUUACAUUGAUAUCCCUGCAUCCACUAUGAUUCUGUGGUGCAAGGUUUCUAGUUUGCUUGAUAUUACGCUGUCCUUGACAUAAAGCAGAGCUUUCGAAACUUUUCAUGUUGGUGACAUGCUUCUUUGACGUGCAUCCUUUCAUGAUACAGUAAUUCAAUUUUACGAGCAAAACAAAGGUUAAAACAACUCCUUAUAAAAGUUUUGGAAUUUUUUCCUUCUUAUGUACUACAGUUGUGUUGAUUCCUCCACAGGUGCUCCUCUUGUGUUGAUUCCUCUACAGCUGCUCCAUGCUGUUCAUUACAAACAUCACUGUCGAUAGAUUUUCUUUUCUUAUCCAUUUUUAGUGGUCAUUACCGCAACUCAAUGAACAAACUGUGCACAUUAGAAAAGUUAUAACAGUACCUACACUUGAACAGCAGCAGCACUCCAUAUCUGUGGUGGUAUUCAAUCUCAUCAUACAAGGCUAAAAUCAGCAGCAUAUGCUGAUCUAGCUCCGGUCACCCAUGGAGCCAGCCGGCUCCCAUCAGAUGACAUUGUGCCAAUUCUGUGGGUGAAGGAGGGCAGAACCGGCCCUGCCAUGGCAGCAUGGAGGCUUUCCAUGUUGCCAUUAAAUCUAUGGGGGGAAACCAUGCACUAACGCUUCUCCCCAUGAGAUUGCCCUCCCAUGGAUCCUGCAAUGCAAGGCAUGGGGCACCAGAUUCCCCACAGCGAAGUGGAGCGCCUCUGCCUCCUGCCACUGUUCAUCUGAUGAGGUAGUAAACCUCCCUGGCGGUUUAAAAAUAGAAACUGAUGACAGGGUUGUUGUAUGUCUUUCGGGCUGGAUGGCCAUCAUCAAGGGACUGCCAACAUGCUCCCUCCAGAUGGCUGCCAGGCAGCCUUUGUUUGUAGGGUUGGAGAAUGGAAAGUAUUUUUCAUGCAAAGCUCCUAGCAUCCACUACAGGCAGCACACUAAUGUAUCAUGACACACAGUUUGGAAAGCUCUGACAAGAGGAGUAAUUUUAUUUGUAUUCAGAGAUGUUGUUUGUAACCAGAGAUGACUAUAUCCCAAUUCCUCUCCAUUCCACAGGGUGUCUGUUAUGACCACUGUGUCCAUGUUUUACCUUAGAACCAAACACUCCAAAUUAUCCACUGGAACUAUACAACUUCAAACAUCCACAUAUAAACUGUAUUCUUAUCUGA